AUGGAAAAACAAUCAGACAGUCAAGUCGAUUGUUUAGAAAAACAAUUGGAAGAUCUUUCAAAAUUAAUGACAGCUUUCGAUUUAGGAAAAAACCAUGAAAAUUCUGAUGAUAAUACUUCAGAAAAAAAUGAUUUGGUUUAUGGUUUUUCAUCCGAUGAUGAAUACGAGGAACCACCUCAAGAAAAUCCUUUUAAUGUCAAAAUCGAGGAAGAACCAGAAUCUUCUUCUCGUUUUAAAAGAAAAAAGACUACUGAAGGUCUUGAAAAAGAAUUUUACAGACAAAAGUUUGAAAAAAUUCCAUCUCAAUUUAUUCCAGAACAUCGUUUUAGCAGUAUUCCAGAAAUAUUAGAUAUAGACUGUGUCAAUGACCCGUCUUCUUUAAUUAGAGACUGGUAUAAUAUCAAUUCUACUCUUAUCCAGUUAAAUGAUAAAAAAUUCUGUCAAAUAAGAUUAACUCUGGAGAGUCUUCUAUUUUUCAAAACAAUAGAGCAGUCUCUCGAUGAGAGGGGGGAGAUUGAAGAAACAAUAAAAAGCUUGGAAAAGUUAGCCAAAUCAAGCAAAAGCUGGGCUGAUCAAGUCGAGGAAGAAGAUGAACUUGAAGCCCAACAAACUCAACAUGAGAUACAGGCCCAGGCCCAAUCUCAAAACACUCUACCCGAGUCUAAAGGGAUGGCUUCACAGCCUUUGGGAAAGAACCUCCCGCUAAAAUUAGAAACGGUUCAAACAGAGGAUUCACCCUCUAUUUCAAAAGACAAGGCCCAAAAAGCCCAAGACCCAAUUGACCAACAGAUAGACAACUCAAAAAAGGCCUAUGUUAUUUUUGACGGCCCAAUGAAAGGAGUCUAUCAAAAUUGGAGUAUCGCAAAACUCCAUAUAAUUGGAAAGCCUGUUAGGCACAAAAGCUAUCCGUCCAUAGAAGAAGCCAAAGAAGCCUACCAGAAGGUUUACAAAACAAUUUCCACGGAGGAUGGAAUUACAUCAAAUAAGGAAAUGGGAUACUCAAGGAGAUUCUCAUCCUUAGAAAAAAUACAAGAAAAACUCAAAGGAACAAGUUCAGAACCAAACGAGUCCGAGUUCUACCGUAAUUGGAGAUGGGUAACAGAAUACUCUGAAGAAAUCUCUAAAGAGUGUUUCUAUCCCAUAGUCAACAACACAGGGGCAAAAGCCGUGUUCCUACCCGGAGCAAAUCCAGCAAUACUAAGUUCGUUCUUUAACAACGGACUUAUCACAACAAUAUACCUCCAAGAGGACCCAAGCAAAUCCUAUGAUGAAAUUUCUCAAUUACCAUCAGGAAUUCGUAAAAUGGCUCAACAAUUUAAUAAAUUGUUCGCUAAAGGUAAAGAGAUCUAUCUAAAAGUCCAGAGCACAUAUCCAAUGUUCGAGGACGAUAAAAUAAUCAAGCCUAAACACUUGGUUAAAAUAGGGAUGGCAAAUGGACUUUACCCAGAAAUCCAACAGAAAAACAUAAAGUUUUCUUUAAACUAUUUUGUAGAACAAAUUAAUCAGUUUUACAAUUAUAGUCGACAAUUUGGAACUACACAAGCCGGUUUCAAGAUCUUGGCCGAAGAAGAAGGAUUAAUAGUGUUCUCUCACACUAACAAAAAGGCAACAGAACACACCAUCGAAAAAAUGGUAAAAUUUGAAGAAGAUCUAAUCACCCUCACAGGAAAUUUUUCCAAAAUACCAGAAGAAGUCAAAAGGAUAAUAUGCAACCAGCUUCAAAGGUAUAAAUCACACAAAUGCCAGCUGUGCCCAGAAGACUUUCCACCAUUAAAAGAAGAAGAGAAAGAGACAUCUGAAGAAAUGGAUGACCUCCUCAACACACCCGACAGCAACUAA
Striga asiatica is the source of this 1839-nucleotide messenger RNA. The record is from the annotation of a GenBank genome assembly. NCBI's taxonomy places the organism in Eukaryota, Viridiplantae, Streptophyta, Magnoliopsida, Lamiales, Orobanchaceae.